AUGACUACACGCUGCCCGGGAGUAGCGAGAUGCAAAUCCAAGCCCUCUUCCGGAACACUACUAUCAACCUCAACUGAAACAUUUUCCAGCUGGAAGGUGAUGGAUCCCUCUCAAAUAAUUUCGCAGCGUCCAUCAUCUCAUAGAGACAAGGCAACCGGGCCGGGAAUACCAUUACCCUAA
Molecule: messenger RNA, 180 nt
Organism: Colletotrichum orchidophilum
Lineage: Eukaryota; Fungi; Ascomycota; Sordariomycetes; Glomerellales; Glomerellaceae
Exons: 1
Coding region: 1-180 (59 amino acids)
Source: RefSeq, a predicted model, not a curated record